Molecule: messenger RNA, 1458 nt
Organism: Danio aesculapii
Lineage: Eukaryota; Metazoa; Chordata; Actinopteri; Cypriniformes; Danionidae
Gene: asz1
Product: ankyrin repeat, SAM and basic leucine zipper domain containing 1
Exons: 13
Coding region: 1-1440 (479 amino acids)
Biological process (GO): piRNA processing
Cellular component (GO): pi-body
Molecular function (GO): protein binding
Source: RefSeq, a predicted model, not a curated record
AUGAUGAAUGAUAUCUGCUAUGCGUUUCCUGCUGGCGAUGAAAGCGAUGGGAGUAGUGACGAAUGGGACAUUGGAAAUUCUAAUAGCAGAAAAGCGUGCGCUGAGUUCAGUGAAGUCCAGGUAAACGGAGACGAUAAAGUGUCCACGUUGAAGAGAGCCAUUACUGCAGGAGAUGUCGACAUGGUGCGCGAGUUAUUGGAUGGUGGUCUGGACGUGGAGACUCGGCUUGGCUUUGGCUGGACUCCUCUCAUGUGUGCUGUCCAUGUGGCCAACUUUGAGCUGGCUGAGCUACUUCUGGAUCAUGGAGCAAGUGCAAACUUUAGCAGAGACCACUAUACAGUUCUGAUGGCUGCUUGCACUGCAGCGUCUGCUUCAGAAGAGAUGAUCUCCAAGUGUGUGGCUCUGCUGCUCAGUCGCAAUGCUGACCCAAAUGUCUGCAACAAGAGCAGUAUGACGUGUUUGAUGCUCGCUUCCAGAUACGGCUAUAGUCAAGUCAUAAACCUGCUGGCGUCACACGGAGCAGCACUGAACUAUCAGAAUGAUAAUGGACAAACGGCCCUCAUUAUCGCAGUGCAGUACGGACAUGAAACGGCUGUGCUGAAACUGCUUCAACUAGGAGCGGAUAAGUUUAUGAAAACCAAAACAGGGAAGAUGGCAGCCGACAUGGCAAAAGUGUUCAAUUAUCCAGAGAUCGCCAGGAUCCUUCAAAGUCCAGAGCUCCCAACUUUAAAUGGCCAUGGACUGUCUAAAACUGAUGCCCUGUGUCAAUUUCUCAAUCAAAACCCUGAUCGCCCCUCUGCCUGUAAAGAGAGUUCCUCUAAGCUGAGUGAUAUUGAGCUUCUGCUGCACGGUCUGAAUCUGGAUCAUCUCUCAGGCAUUAUGGUGGAACAAAAUGUCACUUGGAGCGACCUGUUGAUCAUGGAUAAGAGGGAUCUGGAAAAGAUCGGCGUAACUCAUCCUGUGGAUCAGAAGCAGAUUCUCAGUGCCAUGGAGCAGAUGCAGCUUGAUAAAGUAGAUCUGGACACCCUGACGCCUCUUAAUAACAUAGACAGCGGGAGCGAAGAUUUCCUCAACUUUCUGAUCAGCCUGAAACAGCAGUGCACUUAUUUGACAGAAGCUUUGCAGGACGUCAUCAGCAGGUUCCCACGUAGCCCCUCUGAGGUUGUUCUUACAUGCGAUCCCAAGAGAGAGGCUCAAGCCCUUUGCACUGAGAUAGUAACUCAGACAGGAGACCUCCAGAAAGAGAUACUCUGUCUUAAGACCCUGCUCAGUAAGAUGGAUCACACAGAAUACACCUUUCUGCCUUUUCAACUAAACUCCAGCACUGGUCUGAAAGCAAAGGCCCACAAGAAGUUUGCUUUGCUGCUUGGAUUCGGAGGACUGUUUGGAGUAGGGCUGAUACUUGUGUUGUCACAAACCAAAAAAAUCAGCUAUUUUUGAGAUUAUGCAUUUCAUAGA